AUGGCCAAUCUCGAUUUCCAGAGCAAUUUUGUUCACGUCAUUGAUGGAAACUCUUCUCCAACUGAGGGUCACCGCCAUGGCAUCAAUCCAGCCACUUUGAAGCCGCUUUGGGAUGUUCCAGUCGCUACCCAUGGCGAUGUUGAUCGUGCAGCCGCAGCCGCCAAGAAGGCCUUUAAGUCCUGGUCUAGGGUCCCCUACGAGGAACGGCGUAGCAAGGUUCUGGCGUACGCAGAUGCCGUGGACAAGCACCGCACCCAGUUCCGAGAUUUGCUCACAACCGAGCAAGGCAAACCUAUUCCCCAAGCAGAUGUAGAGACCGACUGUGCCAUCGAAUGGAUGCGAGGAAUGGCAAACAUCCCGCUCCCAGAAGAUACUCUAGAAGAAAACAAGGAUCGCACAGUCAUCACAAGAUACACUCCUAUCGGUGUAGUUGGCGCUCUUGUUCCAUGGAACUUCCCUCUUAUGUUGGCAACGGCCAAGAUCGCCCCGGCUCUAUUGACAGGAAAUGUUAUUGUCGUUAAGCCAUCGCCAUUUACGCCCUAUUGCGGGCUGAAGCUGGUCGAACUGGCUCAGCAAUUCUUCCCCCCCGGCGUAGUACAGUCCUUGAGCGGCGGCGAUGACCUUGGCCCGUGGAUCACUGAACAUCCGGGCUUCGACAAGAUUAGUUUUACAGGUUCUACAGCCACGGGAAAAGCCGUCAUGAGGAGUGCCAGCAAGACCUUGAAGAGGGUCACUCUUGAGCUGGGCGGAAACGACCCCGCCAUCGUUUUCCCCGACGUAAACGUAGAUAAGGUUGCCGAGCAGAUUUGUUUGAACUUGAAGCGUAUCUAUGUACACGAAACAAUUUUUGACGCAUUCAAGGAAGCCUUGGUGAAGCACACCAAGAGCUACACCCUAGGAGACGGCUCAAAACCGGGCGUUACCCACGGGCCGCUGCAAAACAAGAUGCAAGUUGAUCGAGUCAAGACCUUCUUUAACGACGUCAAGACGGAGGGAUGGCAGGUCGCCGUGGGCGGGGAGAUUGAAAAGAACCAAGGCUAUUUUAUCACCCCGACCAUCAUCGACCGCCCACCCGAGAAGUCCCGAAUCGUAGUCGAGGAGCCAUUUGGCCCUAUCGUGCCUAUCCUCUCUUGGAAAGACGAAGAGGAUGUCAUUUCCCGUGCCAACGACACUACCAUGGGCCUGGGUGCGUCGGUUUGGACCAACGAUCUAGAUAAGGCGGCCGAGGUUGCGAAGCAGAUCCAAGCUGGAACCGUUUGGAUUAACAAGCAUUUCGAACUAUCACCUUAUGCUCCGUUCGGAGGUCACAAGGAAAGCGGCCUCGGCACCGAGUGGGGUGCAAACGGCUUGAAGGGUUUCUGUAACGCUCAGACGCUGUUCUUCAAUAAGAACAUCGUUAGCUAA
Messenger RNA from Scedosporium apiospermum, 1404 nucleotides. RefSeq lists its product as uncharacterized. The coding region runs from base 1 to 1404 and encodes 467 amino acids. The record is from RefSeq and is a predicted model, not a curated record. Lineage: Eukaryota; Fungi; Ascomycota; Sordariomycetes; Microascales; Microascaceae. The transcript is spliced from 6 exons. Gene Ontology annotation, molecular function: aldehyde dehydrogenase (NAD+) activity.